UUUGUAAAAUCAUAAUGAAAUCCUUCUCAGAAACACAAAGCAGGGAGAACCCAGAGUUCCCUUAAUCCAACAGUCAACCAGCGCUCCACGUCAGUAUUGCUUUUUGGUCCCACGUGGCUGGUUGAUCGUUGGCCACGUCACCUUUCUGUUCAACUAUAGAACAGAACUUUCUUUCUCAUCUUCCUACCAAUUCGCUGGUCUAGAACAACAAUCGGAAAUAUGAGAAGAAUUUUUUCGAUAUCUUCGCUUCUGAAUAAGGGAUCUAUUCAACGAAGAGUUUCAAAUAAGUAUCUUAUCAAUGCAAUUCGUCCAUAUUCAGAGGAUCUAUCUUCCCCGAAAUCUCCAGGGCCUCUAUUGCAAUAUCGCAAGUUAGUGGAGCAAGGAAGGCUGCAGCAUGAUCCUUACCAAGAAAGGGUUGCUUUGGCAUUGGAAAAUUUGCUUGGGAGGUUGGAACAGUAUGAAAAAGAGAUGGAGGACUACCAUAUUAAGCUAGCUGAGUGGGAGAAAAACAGGGAGACUGAGCGUCGGAAGCUUUUGAUGGAGGAAGCUGAGCUCAAUCAGCGUGGGGACCUUUGGACAUCGGUUAAUAAGCGGAAGAGUGAACUUUUAGAAAGAUGGUCAUUCAGGAGAAAAUCUGAAGAUAUAGAACCUGGAGUUGGUAAGUGGGUUUCAUACCUCAAUCGUGAGAAGAAGUUGGAUUCACUUGUUGGUCGCCAUCCUACUGCUCCUCCAGCCCCAAAAGGACUCUAUAUAUAUGGGAAUGUUGGAAGUGGGAAGACAAUGCUUAUGGAUAUGUUUUAUAGUGCCACUGAGGGGAUAGUUAAACAUAGACAAAGGUUCCAUUUUCAUGAGGCAAUGCUCAAAAUAAAUGAAGCUAUGCAUAAAUUGUGGAAAAAUCAAGUUGAGGAAAAGUCUAUUCAGUCAAGCUUAUCUUCUUGGAUUAUGAAUCUUCCCUUUGAUAUGAAAGCCAAGGAGUGGUUAGCUGCUGAAGAAAGAUAUAAACAAGAGUUUCAGAUGAAAAAUAUUCUUCCAGCAGUAGCGGAUAAGUUUCUUGUUGACAGGCAAGCCGGUGAAAGAGGAGCUAGUAUUCUUUGCUUUGAUGAGAUACAGGCAGUUGAUGUGUUUGCUAUUGUGGCCUUAUCUGGAAUUGUAAGCAGAUUACUUAGUACUGGAACUGUUCUAGUUUCUACCAGUAAUCGGGCACCAAAGGAUUUAAAUCAGGAUGGUAUGCAGCGAGAGAUCUUCCUAAAAUUUGUAAAUAAGUUGGAAAAACACUGUGAGAUUAUUUUGGUUGGAAGUGAGGUCGAUUAUCGCCGACAAAUAGCACAGAGGUCUGUAGAUAAGGUUCAUUAUUUUUGGCCUCUCGAUGGAACUGCUUUAAAGGAAUUUGAGAAAAUGUGGUGUCAGGUUAUAAACCGGGCUGGAGGAGAAGUCACAUCCAAUACUGUUCCAGUGAUGUUUGGAAGGACACUGGAGGUUCCUCAGAGCUGUAACGGAGUAGCACGGUUCACAUUUGACUAUUUAUGUGGCCGGCCGGUAGGUGCUGCAGAUUAUAUCGCUGUUGCUAAAAGCCACCACACAGUCUUUAUCUCUGAUAUUCCAGUUAUGAGCAUGCGUAUCCGUGACAAGUGUUGUCUUUCAACAUUUCAGGCACGUAGAUUUAUUACUCUCAUCGAUGAACUAUACAACCAUCAUUGCUGCCUAUUUUGUUCAGCGGCUACUUCAAUUGAUGACUUAUUUCAAGGAACUGAAGAGGGUACACUUUUUGAUCUCGAAAGUUUUCAGUUCGAAACUGAGACAGAAGGUGCAAAACUUCGGCGAGAUGUUUUGGCAGAGGGGAGUGUGAGUUCAGGAGGUGCACCAGCUGGUAUAACAUCCAUGCUAUCUGGUCAAGAAGAGAUGUUUGCCUUCCGCCGAGCAGUAUCUCGCUUGAUCGAAAUGCAGACACCAUUAUACCUAGAAGGAGUUCGUUCCCUUCAUCCUUACUUCCAGAGGAAGCACCAAAGCUUCAAAAAUUGUAGUUAUAGUGCAAGCACAGUGCACCAUCAAGUAUCCCAUUGAGCAGUAAGUUUAUAUAGUGAUUAGAUUCUAUGCAUGUGUAUUCAACUCAUUUAUUUCUUAUUAACAGAAGUAAUGAAAUGAUAUAAUAAAAUCAAUCAAGUUGCCAGCAGCCUUUCUUCUUCGAGAAUUAACAUGAGCUAUAGUUGGAACUGAAAAUCCGAAGCUAAGAACUCGGAUGUUAUCUCCUUAUGGUAUCCUCCUUUUUGAAGGGUAUUUCAACAUUGUUGUGGUAAUUGCUGUAAGGGAGAUGUUCAAUUAUUCUCUCUGAAGUCUUCUGUUUGUGGAAUUUAUUCACCAUCUUAUUCAGUGGUAUUCGAUCAUCUUAUCCAGCUUGAUUCUCUA
Gossypium raimondii (Peruvian cotton) is the source of this 2403-nucleotide messenger RNA. RefSeq lists its product as uncharacterized. The transcript is spliced from 14 exons. Gene Ontology annotation, cellular component: cytoplasm; mitochondrion. Bases 220 to 2061 code for a protein of 613 amino acids. Gene Ontology annotation, molecular function: ATP binding; ATP hydrolysis activity. The record is from RefSeq and is a predicted model, not a curated record. Lineage: Eukaryota; Viridiplantae; Streptophyta; Magnoliopsida; Malvales; Malvaceae.